Molecule: messenger RNA, 4936 nt
Organism: Xyrichtys novacula (pearly razorfish)
Lineage: Eukaryota; Metazoa; Chordata; Actinopteri; Labriformes; Labridae
Source: the annotation of a GenBank genome assembly
CAGUCAGUGUGUGUCGAUGUCAGCAUAGGCUUGUGUCCCCGGUUGUCUCCUUGUGGUUUUUUCCCAGUGCCCUUUUGAUUCUUUGGCUUUUGCUUCUUGCAUUUUUUUGGACUUUUGGAUUUGUUUGAACAUUUUCUUUGUAAGUUUUAGUUGGACUUUAACUUUUCGCUUUUGCUUUAGUUCUUCAGUUCCUUAGUUCUGCAUUCUGGGUCCUUUUUUUCUCUUUGUUUUACCCUGUGCGGUGUGACAGACUCUUGAUGAAUGGUUUUGUGAUGGCUGAACAUGGUGAGACUAGGUGAGUGUUUUAUGAAUGAGUGAAUGAGAACUGUAGAACCCUCUCUGAUGAGCCAUGUAAAAUAAGUUUUGUCACCUGAAUUUGGGUCAAUUAUUCCCCAACUUUAUUGUCAGAAGGUCUCGGUGAUGAUUUCCUUUAGAUCAUAAAUUUGAUGAUCUGUUACUUCAUCACCAUUCUGUUUGUUGCUCUGAGAUACUUCUUUUUUCAGUUUAGAUAGAUAUAGAUACUCUAUUAAUCCCAGAGGGAAAUUGAAAUCAUGAAGUUUGAGGCAGUAUUUACAGAAGCAGUGAUAACCCUUUUCCGUCAUUUAUAUUUACAGUCUCUUUGCAUUGUUCUGGUCACUGACUGUGCAUUUUAUGCAUCAUUUAACUGAAAAUGUCAGUCAUGGUAGAGAUUGCUCGAGUCAGCCAUCUGGUCUCUCAGCUGUCCUUGAAAACUCUUUUUUUUUUUUUUUUUUUCCAGGUGUGCAGGAGCAGAACUUUCAGUCACAACUGUAGUUGUAUUAUUUUUUUCAUUUUGUGUCAUCAUUCUAACAACAGGCAUCACAGUGACCCAGAAACCUAACAGCAAUGCUAAGAUUAAAACUCUGAAUAUAACAGAACAAAAAAAUCCCCUUUAAAACAAAAAGAACAUUUUUAUAAAUGAUGGAAUACAUGUUUUUCAUUUUUAUAAAUAUGCUGUGCAUUCUUUGGGGGUUGAGAAAAACUUGACUGUUAAUGUCUUUACUGGCUCUAAAAUCAUUGCUGUACUCAUUGUUAGUUUGCUGCAUAUUAACAUUCAAACAGUGCAGUGUACUGUAAUUUAUAUUUUUGUGUACAAACUGCACCUUGACAUUUUUUCCUCUAAAAGUAGUGUGUUUUUCUCUAUUAUAAAAUAUAAAAACAACAUCCAUGCAAUGUGAUCACUUUUCUGAACCAGAGCAUGAAUUGUUGGUCCUAAAAAAAACGUGGUGUUGUUGUAUAAAGUAUGUGAUGCAGUUUUUGAAGAAUUACCUUGAUGUUUUGUAUUGUAUUUUUAAUUAUAUGUGAAUGAACUGAUUAAUUGAUUGGUUGAUCUGAGAGCUUAAAGCCCAGCAUGCGAACCAUUCAGAUAAACCAAGAUUUAAAUCUUGUUUCUGUCAGUGUCUUUAAGUUAUUACUGUGACACCAUUUCUUAAAAAAAUCAUUACAGUGAGUGAAGUUGAGCCCAUGAGCUGUUUUGCUUUGGUGUAAAGUCAAAAAAGCAGGAAGUGUGUUGAUUAAAUGUAUAUAUUUCAGGAAUCUAAAGUUAUCAGAUAAAACCACCGAAUACAAGAGUUUCCUGAAAAAAAAACAUGAAUCUGAUCUGUUCGACUCACAGUGUAGAGUUCAACUACACACCUUUUUAAACUCUGGAUAAGUAAAAAAAAAAUACUUGACGAGCACAAGAUAUUUUAAAAUAUGAGUUUAAUUAUUGAUCCACAGGUUGCCAGUGACGUAGAGACAGACAUCAGCAUAUAUCCAUGAUGCGUCUGAUGGAGCUGAUUGUUGACAUGGUACUCAGAUUCAUGUCUCGCAGGUUCCUGUACUCUCCAGGUCUCACAUACAUCAUCCGGCCCCUGAAUCCAGGCUGCUCGAACAUCAGCCAGUGUCCGUCCAUCACAUUACAGGACUGACAGUCUGACAUGAGGAAUCGAUCCUGCAGAGACUCACAGUCGUCCAUCAGCUCCUGCAUCUUUCCUCCAAAGUUCUCCCUCUCGUAGAUCCUCAUCCUGAACUGACCCCUGUGCUGUUAAAAAAAAAACACAAAAACCAUAUCAGACUAUCAGAGCUCACUCUUCUGAGAUCUGAACUAUGUUCCUGAUACCCCUGGUGUUUCAGGUGGUACUCUUACUGUGGGGAUCAUGCGGCAAGAGCGAAUGUUGUCCAUCAGGGAUAUACCCAUCAUGCCCAUCAUGCUUCCCAUACGCUGCAGGUCAGAGUACUCGCCCCUCCUUAGGAACACCUGGUUUCCCAUGAAGUUUGGCCGGUCGUACACUACAAAGCAGCCAUUGUCCACCCUGCAGGAGUUGCAGCGGUUCAGGUGCAUGUGAAUGUCAGAGCAGUCGCUGCUGCACUCAUAAGAGCGACCCUGGAAGUUCCUGUCCUCGUAGAGAAUAAUCUGCAGGGACAGAGAGACAAAGUUUAAGAUGUGAGCUGGGUAAAAAGUUCAGAAACAUUUUAUUCCCAACCUUAUCUGUAUCAUCACACCAAAAACUCAGUCAACUAUGAAAACUACACAUAGCUGUUUACAACAUGAGACCAGUAUGUGUUUGUACCCGGCCCAUGAUGAUGGUUCUGGUUUUUGCACUCAGCACACAGCUCAGGUGCACUUUUAUUAGGUUGAUGAGCCGCAGACCACCUGUCACACCUUUGUGUGAAACAUCAUGAGUCAGCACCAGCUUCACGUGGUGUGCAUUCAUUUUACAGCACACCUGAAUUUUUCUUAUUGUAUGGUGUAAAGUGUAUAGAGGUCACCACAGGUCACUCCAGAGCCAAACCUCAUCACUAUAAACAGAUUCAAAUAUUCUUCUUUCCUUUCCAAUUCUUAGGAUGGAGUCUUUGUCUGUGUGUAAAUGAUGUGUGUUCCCUUAAAGUCGAUUUUCAGCAUCCCCUUAUUUAUUCACUGUUGAGAGACUUGAACAGAGGCAGUAUGAAAGGAUUCCAGCAUUUAAACCCAUAUAUUCAAACAACAAUAACUGCAGCAGAUUCCAACAUACAGUGAGGUCUGCUAUCCUAUAGAGCCGCACACCAACACAAUAUAGACUGAUGACUCAAAGGUUUCAGCACAAGCCAUGUGGAAAUGCCAAGGCUGUGUAAUGUAUAAAAAGGGAAAACAGUGGAUGUAGGAGCUGUACAUCCUAGAUUAGCUCCCAAAUAUCAUGACCAUGGGGAGGGUGAGGGAUGCUUUUUACUUACUUUUGGAAAGAAAAGAGUAAUAAACACUUCAUAUGUUCAUCACAAGAAAAGUCAAAAUCAUCACAAGAUAUUUCUUACACUUCUCAUCUUUAUUGCAGAUCAUAUUCUACGAGGACAGAAACUUCCAAGGCCGCUCCUAUGAGACCAGCAGCGACUGCCCUGAGCUCACCUCUCACCUGAGCAGGUGUAACUCCUGCAGGGUGGAGAGCGGCCUCUUCAUGGUCUACGAGAAGCCAAACUUCUUGGGCCACCAGGUACUGGUGAGGAGGGGGGAGUACCCUGACAACCAGCGACUGAUGGGCACAAGUGUGAGCGACUGCAUCCGGUCCAGCCGCAUGAUCCCCACGGUAGGCCAACCAACGCCGAAACACAGACACCAUAGAUUUUAAACAAUUGGAUUAUAUCAGAUUAAACAUAACUAGAAACAAGACUAUAAACAAGUGUUCAAUUAGAGGAGAUUAUAUCAGAUGUCAAACCUGAGAUCAGGUAACUGUAAACUAAGCAAACAAAAAUAAAUACAAGAGGUUUUUGCAUCACUUGGAGACGUUAAUUGAUAUUCUUGUAGAUGUUGUGAAGGUGGUAUAAUUUUUGUAGGACUUUGUUUGAUUUUGGAGGAUGAGCUUGCUGUUUUCUGCAGGAUUUUCAAAAUAAAGGUGAAGGUUUGAUGGGCAGUCUGACCCAGUCAUAGAGCUCUCUCGUACUAAUUCUUAGUAGAAAUAUAUAUCUAUAUAUUAUUUUGUUAGAAAUUAGUUUAGUUUUUAAUUUUGUAAGUUAGAACAUACAGCUGGACUCUGAUGUUUUUUUGGAAAUUUGAAUUUUGGUUACAUACAAAAGGUUCUCGAUGUUGUUGAGUUUGUGUUAAGUUUAAAAUUCAAGGUUUAGGUUUACUCUAAUGAAAAGGUUCUCCAUGUUGUUGUGUUUGUGUUUGGUUUAAGGUUAAGGUUCAGGUUGAAGUUCUCCAUACUGUCGUUGUGUUUGUGCUUCGCUCAAAGUUUAUGGUUGUAGGAUGCUGCAACUUUCAGUCCUGUUCAAAAGCAAGAGAACAAAUCUGAGUAUCAGGUAAAAGCCAAGCAGUGGUUUUGUUUCCUUGCUGUGGAGGGUAAUGGUGGGUGUGUGGUGGUAUUUAUUUACUGACAGUGAGAUCAAGAGGUGGACUUUGGUUGGAUUCUGGAGUUUUUUUGUUUGAUUCAAAAUCUUACAAAAGCUCUGUACUGUGGGAGAAAACUGUGUUUCCAUACUAGUUGCCAUUUGAUGGCAAUGUGACAUAAUGGAUGUAUUGUUGUUGUGUUUGUGUUUAGUUUAUGGUCUAAGGUUGAGGUUUACUGUCAUCCAAAGGUUCUCCAGCUUUAAUUUGAGUUUUUUACAAAUAAGAUUGUGGUUCUUUCCCUCAGCACCGCGGCCCAUUCAGGAUGAGGAUCUACGAGAGGGAGAACUUUGGAGGCCAGAUGCAUGAGCUGAUCGAUGACUGUGACAGUAUGAUGGAUCGUCUCCGCAUGUCGGACUGCCAGUCUUGUAAUGUGAUGGACGGACACUGGCUGAUGUUCGAACAGCCUGGAUUCAGAGGCCGGAUGUUGUACCUGAGACCAGGAGAGUACAGGAACCUGAGAGAGAUGGGUUUGAACAACAUGACGAGGUUCAGCUCCAUCAGACGUAUCACAGACUCCUGUUAAACCAAAUAUCGCAUUUUUAAAGAAUAAGAGAGAACAAUAAAGAUGAAGCCAAAUAA